CUCUCUCUUGUCAGGUUUGUCAAUUUAGUUACGUGUAUCACUUCACUUUUAUAACGGGAAAUUUCCAUCGCUUAGUUUCUAUAUUCAUUUCAUAAGCUACCAAGUGCUUUGUCUUAUGUGCUAAAAUUUUCCAAAAUGUAUAAAAUUUAUACGAGGUCAAAUAAUUAUUUUAGCAGUAAACAAUAUAAUUUGGCAAAUCCUUUGUUUGGAGGAUUAUCCAACAUCAAUGUGCAAGACACUAAUCGCAUUCACGUCACUACAAGUCUAAAAUUUCCUCCCGCAGCUGCAUUAAAGUUGCCGACAAAUGUCGUCGACAUAAAUGCGUCAGAAGUGGGUCGGUUUUCGCCACUGAGGGAAAGAGAUAUUUCUGGUCCAGUUAUCAGUUCUUGUUACAAAAAACAAAUAGACUUGGGGAAAAUUGACAUAACUGUGCAGUCAGAUCCACACGUUAACAAAUACGAUUGCCGUGGAGCUGUCAGUUUGUCGUCAUCUAUGCAAAGCAAUGUUCCCAGCCCCUUCAGUGGAAACCAUACCCAUCUAAAUAUGCCAGGCUCACAGUGGGGCCAAGGAUACAAAUAUUUAUCGGAUCAUCUUCAUGGCGCUCAUUACUUGACAUUAAGAAAUGAGUAUCGUUCCAGAAUGACGAAAGACGCUGUUGGCACAAGAAAUAUGAGUACAGAUUCAAAACCACCCAUGAGUGCCAAAGAAAAGUUGAAACAAGCCAUCAAAGAAUAUGGCUCAACAGUGAUUGUAUUUCAUGUUGGUAUUUCCCUGAUAUCAUUGGGGAGCUGCUAUCUUCUAAUAUCUAGUGGCAUCGACUUAGUCGCAGUACUAAAAUAUUUAAAUAUAAGUGAGGGCACUAUUUUGAAGGCAGCGGGAUCAAAUGCAGGCACUUUUGUUAUAGCAUAUACUGUUCAUAAAUUCUUUGCGCCAUUUAGGAUAGCUAUAACACUCACUGCUACACCUUUUAUUGUGCGAUAUCUCAGAAAUGUAGGCUUUUUAAAGCGCAGUGUGAACACUGGUGGAGGGAAAUAAAUCUAUAUUAAACAAAA
This is a messenger RNA of Spodoptera frugiperda (fall armyworm), 1052 nucleotides long. RefSeq lists its product as uncharacterized. The coding region runs from base 136 to 1035 and encodes 299 amino acids. The transcript is spliced from 4 exons. NCBI's taxonomy places the organism in Eukaryota, Metazoa, Arthropoda, Insecta, Lepidoptera, Noctuidae. Gene Ontology annotation, cellular component: mitochondrion. The record is from RefSeq and is a predicted model, not a curated record.